Molecule: messenger RNA, 1587 nt
Organism: Cadophora gregata
Lineage: Eukaryota; Fungi; Ascomycota; Leotiomycetes; Helotiales; Ploettnerulaceae
Exons: 2
Coding region: 1-1587 (528 amino acids)
Source: RefSeq, a predicted model, not a curated record
AUGGCCGCAGUCAUAAGUGCUACAUGUUCAUGGUGGAGUACAUGGAGAGCAGUUGGGGGUUGGUUGAAUGAUGCUCUGUCGCACAAUAAUCUUCACACUCUACAAGAAACUAUAAACUGGACUUUGGCUUCCAGCGACCCGGCAGUUAUUGCUUUGGGAAUAUUGUGCUUUUCCAUCUGCCUUCAGCAACUGGAUCCUCAUAAAGAUGAGACUAUCAUAAGCCAGCUCUCUGUCUCUCCUGGGAAACUGUUUCAAGAGUAUUUCGAUCGAAUCACUCGUUUGGUUAUCAACCAUGAUGGCUAUGCCAGUACCGAGCCUGGGGUCGAGCUGAUCAUGCUUGCUGCUAAGACAUAUAUGAACCUCGGCCUUUUGAAGAACGUGUGGAUUUUACACCAUCGAGCUGUCGCUCACGCACAGCUUCUUGGAAUGCAUCGCCCGCAACGGUCAACAUCAGCCGAAACGGACACCCGUUUGGAAAGUCGACACGAAGCUUGGUUCACGAUCUGUGAGCGAGAUCUGUACACAAGUUUGCUACUUGGCCUCCCAUAUGCGGCGAACUGGCAAUCCAUUAUACCCAGCCUCCGCAGUGCACCUGGUACAUUAAAGUUCUUUCAAUACCAGAUGAUACGACUGUCUGCGCGGAUCUCAUACCGAAAUACCAUGGGGUUGGAAACUUCUCUUUCCGAUGCUCGAAAUAUCGAGUGUGAUAUGGAUUCAUCUGCACAUGAAAUGCCUGUGGAAUUCUGGGACGUGUCUGCUGCUCUCCAGACAGGUAACAUCGAUGAAGAGACGUAUAUGAGCCACCUGGCCGUGCAGUUCUGGUAUUACCAAGCCAAAGUGCUACUUCACCAGCCUCUCAUGAUCCAGUCAAUCGAAGAUCACGAACUGCUGUAUUAUCGGGACGCAUGCUUGGCAGCCUGUAGAGAUACACUGAAAAUAUACCACGUGAUGAGAUCGGAUUCAAUGUCAGCGUUUAGCAUGGUCAAACUGAUUGACUAUCAAGCGUUCAUCUGCUCGUCGAUCUUACUUCUCGGCCUACUUGGAUACGAAAAUAGCCAUUCACCACCAGCCUCUCUCAAUCUUGAGACUUCGAACGACUAUCUGAUUGUGGGUUUGACAAUAGGAAUACUCCGAAAAGCUUCUCUAGUUUCGAACAACCCAAUGGCUUCGCAAGCUGUACAAGGACUGGACACCCUGGCAAUGCUAGUUCGCUAUUCGACGACCCGAGAAAAGGGUGCUAUAUGCACUGCUCCAAGCGAGAAUUCAAUCCCAUACUUGAAGGUCUCAGUUCCAGGCUCUGGAGUUAUCACGAUAUCGCCUGGCAAACUUAUGGCUAGGAACGACUGCUCGUCCUCAGAUUCAGCUGAUAAUUUCCCCCAUCCUACAUUUUCUCUAUCACAUCCCACUAGCCAGGAACCAGGCUACCAGGGAGAACCCGCGCCAGAGCUACAGCCGGAUUUGACUUUCAAUACAGCGCUAAACCCCGACAUACCGAUGAUGGAUAUGGACUGGACUAAUAUGUUUGGCUCUGAGCUGGAUGAUGACUGGGCAUGGUUGGCUGAUGUCAAUGCCGCCGGCAUGGUGUGA